AUGAUUUUUCCAGCAUUUAUCCUUUUAAUUGCAUGUACUUUAAGUAUUUUAUGUACGGAAGGAUUUUUGAGUGGUGAUUGCGUGGAACCGUGCAUUAGUGAAAUGCAACUUAUCAUGGAAAGUACGCCGUUCAGUCGAAGUGAGCGUCAAGGACAGCUUUCUUGGACACAACUUUUACAAGCAUCAAAAAAUCGUCGAAUGACUGAAAAUUCAUUUCACAACAUCUGCGAAGCUUAUAAACGAGUGGAUAAAUGUUUGGAAGAAUGCGAAAAAACAUCUGAGCACAGUGGCAGUAUUCGUCGGACAUAUGCCGGAUUACGCUUCAUUUGUGUUGAACAGAAAGAAGAAUUCUUCAACAAUUUGCCAUGUCUCGCUCAAUAUGAACCGGUGGCAAUGUCACGAUGUCAAAAGGAAAUAAAUCAAUCGUUGGUGGGCAGUAAUUCAUUCAGUGCAGCUGUUAUUAAUCGUGAACAGCACAAUAUUCAAAGCAGAUUAAAAGCCCUUUGCAGAGACUUGGCAAAUAUGAUCAAAUGUAUCGAACCGAUCACGCGAAGUGGCUGCGGCGAAGCUGCAGCUAAAAUGAUGCUCAAGUUCAUCACCGUUGGUUUUAUAAGCUUUGAACAACUAUACAGUCAUCUUGGUAUAAGUGAUCAACUGCCUCACUCCUGUCGGCAAUUGCUCAACUUAACCAUUGAAAGUCGAAUUAACAAUCAAAAACGGUUAAUUUUUUCGUCUUCACAGUCACGUAAUUCUUAUUUGGAAAAUGUUAUGAAUUCGGAUGGUGUUUCUCAAGUCAUUCCAAGUGUAACCUUUUCACUGCUCAGCAUUUCAUUUUGCUAUAACUAA
Cercopithifilaria johnstoni is the source of this 846-nucleotide messenger RNA. The record is from the annotation of a GenBank genome assembly. NCBI's taxonomy places the organism in Eukaryota, Metazoa, Nematoda, Chromadorea, Rhabditida, Onchocercidae.